This is a messenger RNA of Brassica napus (rape), 522 nucleotides long. RefSeq lists its product as uncharacterized. NCBI's taxonomy places the organism in Eukaryota, Viridiplantae, Streptophyta, Magnoliopsida, Brassicales, Brassicaceae. The record is from RefSeq and is a predicted model, not a curated record. Bases 1 to 522 code for a protein of 173 amino acids. The transcript has a single exon.
AUGUCCGCUCCAACAGCUAACAAUGUCGUUUCUUUCAAGGACCGGGCAACGGCCGAUCAAGCCAAACCCCACAACGAUCUCCUUGUCAUCGAGCUAACGAUCCAGGACAUUGACCUAGCGAGAGUGUUGGUCGACACCGGAUGCUCGGCCAAUAUUAUCUACAAAAGCACCCUCGAAAGAAUGGAGAUCGAUCUGUGCGCCGUUACGGAAAGACCCAGCCCGAUAUUCGGACUCUCGGUAAAUGCUACUAUGACUCUCGGCUCGAUCGACCUCGUUGUCAAAGCCGGGAGCGUCACCAAAGUCACGGAAUUCUUAGUCAUCGACCGCCCAACAUCGUACAACGCGAUCGUCGGUACUCCAUUGCUGAAUUCCAUGCAAGCGAUCCCUUCGACAUUCCAUCUGUGCCUUAAGUUUCCAACCCCUCGUGGAGUCAAAACUAUACAAGGAGACCGCAGGAUGUCGCAAGUAUGCUUCGCCGCCGAGUUAAAAAGAAAGAACUUGGCGAUCGAAACUUCCCAUUAA